This is a messenger RNA of Cebus imitator (Panamanian white-faced capuchin), 4358 nucleotides long. It is a transcript of the gene STIL, whose product is annotated as STIL centriolar assembly protein. The transcript is spliced from 17 exons. The record is from RefSeq and is a predicted model, not a curated record. Lineage: Eukaryota; Metazoa; Chordata; Mammalia; Primates; Cebidae. Bases 1 to 4014 code for a protein of 1337 amino acids. Gene Ontology annotation, biological process: centrosome duplication; mitotic spindle organization; smoothened signaling pathway. Gene Ontology annotation, cellular component: centrosome; centriole.
AUGGCCUGGAUCCAGGUCUGUGGGACCAUGAUCAGCCUGACACUUUUCUGUGAGGAGCGGCGGCUUGGGCAGUGGGAGAAAAAGCCAUCUGGACCCUCUACGUGGUCCUGGAUGCCAUUGACCAGAUGUGGCUGCCUGCAACGAGGACUUGGAAUGAGUGCCACCCUCUGCCGCUUCCUAGAUGGAGGAGGGGAAGGGGCACUGACUGCAGCUGAUGGCAGCAGCCUUCGGGGCAUUGUCGAGCACCUGGAGAGUCUCUCCGAGGACGCUGUCAUGGAGCUGGACCCUCUGACUGGUAUUCCCUUAACUGUUUCAUACCAAAUAUCUACCAAGUUUGCUAUUCCUUGUGCUUUAAUUUUAUUGUUUUUUAAAAGGUUUCCUUCAAGCAGAAUGGUACCUUUCCACUUUCCUCCAUCAAAAUGUGCACUUUGGAACCCAAUGCCAGUUGGAGAUUUCAUCUACUUACAUCUCAGUUACUACAGAAAUCCAAAGCUUGUGGUGACUAAAAAGACCAUCCAGCUUGCUUAUCGUCAUGCUAAGCAGAAUAAAAAAAAUUCGUCAUGCUUUUUACUUGGUUCUCUGACAGUAGACGAAGAUGAAGAAGGUGUGACAUUGACAGUAGAUCGCUUUGAUCCUGGUCGAGAAGUACCUGGAUGCUUAGAAAUAACCCCUACUGCUUCUCUUCCUGGGGACUUUUUGAUUCCAUGCAAAGUUCAUACUCAAGAACUUUGUUCAAGAGAAAUGAUAGUUCACAGUGCAGAUGACUUUAGUUCAGCUUUAAAGGCUCUACAGUGCCAUAUAGUAAAAAGUACAUACUUUCAGUUAUUUUCACAUGAAUGUCUUCUGUUUAGAUAUCUUACCAUGGAUGAAACACGAAAAUUGUUACUUUUGUUGGAAUCUGAUCCCAAGGUUUAUUCUUUACCAUUAGUGGGAAUUUGGCUGUCUGGAAUUAUACAUAUCUAUAGUCCUCAGGUAUGGGCUUGCUGUUUGCGAUACAUAUUCAAUUCCUCUGUUCAAGAAAGGGUUUUUUCAGAAUCUGGAAAUUUCAUCAUAGUUCUCUAUUCUGUGACACAUAAGGAGCCUGAGUUUUAUGAAUGCUUCCCUUGUGAUGGCAAGAUACCUGACUUUCGGUUUCAGUUGCUAACCAAUAAGGAAACAUUACAUCUUUUCAAAAAUGUUGAACCUCCUGACAAAAAUCCAAUCUGUUGUGAAUUGAGCGCUGAAAGCCAAACUGCAGAAACAGAGUUUUUCAGUAAGGCUUCCAAGAAUUUUUCAAUUAAGAGGUCUUCCCAAAAGUUAUCUCCUGGAAAAAUGCCAAUAAAUGAUCAUGACUCUGGUGUUGAAGAUGAAGAUUUUUCUCCAAGACCAAUUCCUAGUCCUCAUCCAGUGAGUCAGAAGAUUUCUAAGAUCCAACCAUCAGUUCCUGAACUUUCACUUGUGUUGGAUGGCAAUUUCAUAGAAUCAAACCCUUCGCCUGCUCCUUUGGAAAUGGUGAAUAAUGAAAAUUCUCCUUUGAUUAACCACUCUGAACACUUGAAGCCAUUGCAACCCCAGCUUUAUGAUGAGAAACACAGUCCAGAAGUUGAAGCUGGAGAGCCUUCCUUGAGAGGAAUACCAAAUCAGUUAAACCAGGAUACGGCUCUUUUGAGACACUGCAAAGUAAGACAGCCACCUGCCUGCAAGAAAGUGAACCCGCAUACCAGGAACAGUGUUAAACCAUCUUCUCAUAAUGGGCCAUCUCCUGAUAUGUUUGAAAAGCUCCAAGCAGUUGCUGCUGGAAAUGUACAAAACAAAGAGUAUCCUGUAAGAGCCUCCACACUUAAUUCUAGGCAGUCUUCUCUUGCCCCACAGUCCCAACCACAUAAUUUUGGUUUUUUACCCCAUAAUUCAGGAAGGCCAAUGGAACUUCAGAUACCUACUCCUCCACCGCCAUCUUACUGUUCCACAAACGUUUGCAGGUGUUGUCAACAUCAUAGUCAUAUUCAAUAUAGUUCACUAAAUUCUUGGCAAGGAGCAAAUACAGCUGGAUCCAUUCAAGAUGUUCAGUCUGAAGCUCUUCAGAAGCAUUCAUUAUUUCACCCAAGUGGAUGUCCAGCUCUCCACUGUAAUGCAUUCUGUUCUUCAAGUAGUCCUAUAGCCUUGAGACCUCAGGGAGCUAUGGAAGGUUGUUCUCCCCAUAGCAAUGCAGAACCAUCACCUGUGGCAAGACUACCUUCACAUAUGGACUCAUGUAACCCACAGCCUUGCACAGUGUGUGUACACACACCCAAGACUGAGUCAGAUAAUGGAAUGAUGGGACUAUCUCCAGAUGCAUAUCGGUUCCUCACAGAACAAGACAGACAGCUGAGACUACUUCAGGCACAGAUUCAGCGUUUGUUGGAAGCACAGUCUCUGAUGCCCUAUUCCCCUAAGACAACCACUGUUGAAGACCCAGUACAAGCUGGAAGACAAAUGGAGUUGGUUUCUGUGGAAGCACAGUCUUCCCCUGGCUUGCACAUGAGAAAAAGUGUAAGCAUUGCUGUGAGCACAGGUGCUAGCUUGUUUUGGAAUGCAGCAGGUGAUGAUCAAGAGCCUAACUCUCAGCUGAAGCAAGAUGAUACCAAAAUUUCCAGUGAGGACAUGAAUUUUUCUGUGGAUAUUAAUAAUGAAGUCACAAGUCCUCCAGGUAGUACAUCUUCAUUAAAAGCAGUUGAUAUUCCCAGCUUUGAAGAGAGCAACGUUGCUGUGGAAGAAGAAUUUAACCAGCCACUUUCUGUAUCCAACAGCUCUUCUCUGGUUGUGAGGAAAGAACCUGAUGUACCUGUGUUCUUUCCAAAUGGCCAGCUGGCAGAAAAUGUAGGCAUGUGUUUACAGACUGGACCAACAGGGGGUGCCAGUAACAAUUCUGAAACAUCAGGGGAACCAAAAAUUGAGCAAGUAAUGCAACCAUUGCCUCAUCAACCAUCAGAUAACCAGAAAAUUUACCAGGAUUUGUUGGGUCAAGUAAACCACCUAUUAAAUAAUUCCUCCAAGGAAACUGAGCAGCCAUCUACCAAAGCAGUAAUUAUCAGCAAUGAAUGCACCAGAACCCAAAACGUUUACCAUACAAAGAAAAAACCACAUCAUUCAAGACUAGUAGACAAAGAUUGUGUUCUUAAUGCAACUCUUAAGCAACUAAGAAGCCUUGGAGUAAAAAUUGAUUCUCCUACUAAAGUGAAGAAAAAUGCACAUAACGUGGAUCAUGCCAGUGUUUUGGCAUGCAUCAGCCCAGAAGCAGUGAUCUCUGGAUUAAACUGCAUGUCAUUUGCUAAUGUUGGCAUGAGUGGCUUAAGCCCCAAUGGUGUGGAUUUGAGCAUGGAGGCAAAUGCUAUAGCUCUGAAAUAUUUAAAUGAAAAUCAGCUCUCACAACUGUCUGUCACUCGAUCAAACCAAAAUAAUUGUGACCCAUUCAGCCUUCUCCAUAUUAAUACAGACAGAAGCACAGUGGGGCUUAGUUUAAUUUCACCAAACAACAUGUCAUUUGCAACCAAAAAGUAUAUGAGGAGAUAUGGACUACUACAAAGCAGUGACAAUAGUGAAGAUGAAGAGGAGCCUCCCGACAAUGCAGAUAGCAAGAGUGAACAUUUAUUGAAUCAGAACCUUACUUCCACACCUGAACAGCUUGGUGGUCAGAAAGAGCCUUCUAAGAAUGACUGUGAAAUAAUUAAUUGUCCUAACUGUGAAUCUGUGGACACCAACACAGAUAUGCCAGUAUUGAGAAAUAUUACAAAUGAAGUUUUACAGUCAAAAGCCAAACAGCAGCUGACUGAAAAGCCAGCUUUCUUAUUAAAGAACCUUAAACCAAGUCCUGCAGUGAACCUUCGAACUGGGAAAGCAGAGUUCACUCAACAUCCUGAAAAAGAAAAUGAAGGGGACGUUGCAAUUUUUCCUGAAAGUUUGCAACCUUCUGAAACUCUAAAGCAAAUGAAUAGCAUGAAUUCAGUAGGCACCUUCUUAGAUAUAAAACGUCUCAGACAGUUACCAAAAUUAUUUUAGUCUUUUAACUCCCUGCCCAUUUCAUACAGGAUCAGAGUGUCUCCUGAAGAUACUUAGGGAAGCCAGAGAGCCUUGUGGUAGUUUGGGAUUUCCUAAUCAUUCUGGAGUCAGUCUGUUUCUUGGUAAAAGCAACCAAUUGCAAAGAGUGACUUUUUCUAUGAAAUGGCUGGCUAGUGAUAGGACUAAGUUCUCAUUCCUCAAAUAGAGCUGUUCAACAUCAAUGAAAUAGUUAAAAACGAGCCCUGAGAUCAGUUAUUCUAAAAAAUUUAAGUAGACAGAUACUAUCCAGCUCUGAAUCUCAAUUGCUCUUUUAUACUGGACUUUUUUUUUUUUUUUUUUUUUUU